Messenger RNA from Cladophialophora psammophila CBS 110553, 1749 nucleotides. RefSeq lists its product as uncharacterized. Gene Ontology annotation, biological process: protein folding in endoplasmic reticulum. The transcript has a single exon. Gene Ontology annotation, molecular function: FAD binding; thiol oxidase activity; protein-disulfide reductase activity. The coding region runs from base 1 to 1749 and encodes 582 amino acids. Lineage: Eukaryota; Fungi; Ascomycota; Eurotiomycetes; Chaetothyriales; Herpotrichiellaceae. The record is from RefSeq and is a predicted model, not a curated record. Gene Ontology annotation, cellular component: endoplasmic reticulum membrane; endoplasmic reticulum.
AUGCGCCUCCAACGGGCCUCGCACUUUUUCCUUGCCUUCUACCUCGUCUUCCACUCGCCCUGCGUCCAAGCAGAAUCUCAGUGUGCUAUAGACCCCAAUUCAAUCGUGACCGAUGCCUGCACCUCAUACUCGGAUCUCGAGAGGCUAAAUGCCAAUCUCUACCCUUCGUUAGACGACUUGACACAACAUACCGAUUUCUUCGCAUACUACAGAUUGAACCUGUACAACAAAGCCUGUCCCUUCUGGACCGAUGAGAAUUCCAUGUGCGGCAACCGUGCGUGUGCCGUGGAGACAAUAGAAGAUGAAAGUGACAUACCGCCAAUCUGGCGAGCCGCAGAGUUGAGCAAGCUGGAGGGCGCGAGGGCGAAACACCCUGGAAUUGCCCAGCAGCGAGAAAGACCCAAGAAUCGACCGCUCCAGUAUCAACUGGGCGAAAACGUGGAUGAGAGUUGUGUGCUGGAGGAAGACGACGAAUGUGACCAAAGGGACUAUUGCGUACCCGAAGAUGAGGGCGCUGCGGCGAAAGGAGACUAUGUCAGUCUUGUUAACAACACGGAACGAUAUACCGGCUACUCGGGACUGGGUGCCCGACAAGUCUGGGAUGCUAUAUACAAGGAGAACUGCUUCACUCCAAAAUCCUCCCGGCAUGCCUCUCUGAAACCGAAGCCUCUCCAAGCCGCACAGAGCCUGAAGAACAUCUUCCAAGAGUAUGGACGGCAACACGUAGACAACUCGGACGACCUCUAUCCUCUCGACGAUGAAUGUCUGGAGCAACGAGCAUUCUAUCGCAUCGUCAGCGGCAUGCACGCUUCCAUCUCCACACACAUUUGCUGGGAGUUCUUCAAUCAAACUACCGGCGAAUGGGUCCACAACCUCGAGUGCUACAGGGAACGGCUGCACAAGUAUCCAGAGCGCAUUUCCAACCUCUACUUCAACUAUGCCAUCCUGACGCGUGCAGUCGCCAAGUUGAGGAAACAUCUCGAGUCCUACACAUUCUGUUCUGGCGACCCCGACCAGGAUUUCCAAACCAAACAAAAAGUCCUGGCACUCGCGGACCAAGCAGCAUCUGGCCCCCACACCUUCGAUGAAUCCAUCAUGUUUCAAGACCCUUCGGUCAUGGAUCUCAAGGACGACUUCCGCAACAGGUUUCGUAACGUGUCCAGGUUGAUGGAUUGUGUGGGAUGCGAUAAAUGCAGGCUCUGGGGAAAGCUGCAAACAGCUGGGUACGGUGCUGCAUUGAAAGUCCUUUUCGAGUACGAUGAGAAUAAAAAUGGCGAAAACCCUCAUUUAAGGAGAACGGAGUUGGUGGCGUUGGUCAACACACUGGGUCGUCUCAGUCACAGCCUGGAUGCGAUCCAAAAGUUCCGCACCGCUCUCAAGACCGGGGAUUUGAGCGUGCUGGACAUUGACGGCCCGCUACCAGUCUCGACAAAGAGCGACACCGAGAUCGAUCCGGCCGCUACCGAGAGUUCAGAGCAAAUCACGGAGUUCGACGACCUGUACGAUGAUGUAGAUAUCCAAACCUCGCGUCCUCCGCCUCAGGGGAGUGUGCUCGCCGAAGCAUUCUGGACUGAGCUCGAUCUCGUUUGGCGCACCUACAAGAUGGUUCUGCGGUCUUGGGUCGAGCUGCCGUUCAAGUUUGGGGCCAUUUUCCUGAUGGAAAUGAAUCGCUUGUGGAAUUUCUGGUUGGGGCUGCCGGUGCCGGAUCGGUCGUGGGAUUUUCACUUUCCCGGCCGGGAUGAGCUGUAG